Messenger RNA from Ipomoea triloba (trilobed morning glory), 1100 nucleotides. RefSeq names its product zingipain-1-like. Gene Ontology annotation, molecular function: cysteine-type endopeptidase activity. The record is from RefSeq and is a predicted model, not a curated record. Lineage: Eukaryota; Viridiplantae; Streptophyta; Magnoliopsida; Solanales; Convolvulaceae. Gene Ontology annotation, cellular component: lysosome. The coding region runs from base 1 to 1026 and encodes 341 amino acids. The transcript is spliced from 2 exons.
AUGGCUACCCCCAGCUGUGAUUUCAGAUUGAUUCUUGUAGCCCUUUUCCUGGUGGGGGCGUGGGCAUCUCAAGAAGUUUCCAUGUUGGAGCGCCAUGAGGAGUGGAUGGUUCGCUAUGGGCGUUCAUAUAAAGAUGAUGCAGAAAAGGCAAAGCGAUUCAAAAUCUUCAAAGAAAACGUGGAGUUUAUUGAAUCAUUCAAUAAGGCUGGCAAUCUGUCUUACAAACUUGGCAUUAAUCAAUUUACUGAUUUAACAAAUGAGGAGUUUAGUUCCACCAUGUUUUGUGACGAGAAGGCAUCCCCACGCCCUAAGCCUUCAAAACCAGUUUCCUUUCUGAAUGUGAGUUUGGAUCAAAUUCCAGAUCAUUUGGACUGGAGAGAGAUGGGUGCUGUGACUGAUGUCAAAAACCAAGGAGCAACCUGCGGCGGUAGUGGCUGGGCGUUUUCUGUGGUGGCGACCAUAGAAGGAAUAAACGAAAUCAAAACUGGGCAAUUAAUAUCCUUGUCGGAACAGCAACUCAUCGACUGCAACGUCAAAAAUAAAGGCUGCAACGGCGGAUCCAGAGAUGAGGCGUACCAAUACAUAAUAAGCGGCGGCGGCGGCGUCGCGGCGGAGUCGGACUACCCGUACGACGGCGUUCAGCACAGCUGCGACACAAAAAAGAUUGGCCACCCACCCACCAUCAUUAUAGACUACGAAGCAACGUAUCCCGACGAAAUUUCUCUUCUUUCGGCCGUCAAAGAGCAGCCUGUCUCGGCCGGAAUCAUUAUAGAUGGCCAACUGUUCAGGCAAUACGCGGGCGGAGUUUUCACCGGCUACAGCGGCGGCGACGACUGCGGGUCCGGAGUCUCCCACGCUGUGACGAUCAUUGGGUACGGGACGAGCGAUGACGGAGAGGAUUAUUGGUUGGUGAAGAAUUCAUGGGGAACAGAUUGGGGUGAGAAUGGUUAUAUGAAGAUGGCCAGAGGGAUCAGUGCUGAUGGAGUUUGUGCCGUUAACUUAUCGGCUUUUUAUCCAAUUGCUUAAAUAUUACAAACAAUUAUUGUUGCAAUGUAAAACUUUUGCAAGCAUCAAAUAAAACUCGACAAAAUGUGUAAAAA